This is a messenger RNA of Plasmodium vinckei vinckei, 1911 nucleotides long. Its product is annotated as WD repeat-containing protein, putative. The transcript has 12 exons. The record is from RefSeq and is a predicted model, not a curated record. NCBI's taxonomy places the organism in Eukaryota, Apicomplexa, Aconoidasida, Haemosporida, Plasmodiidae. Bases 1 to 1911 code for a protein of 636 amino acids. Gene Ontology annotation, molecular function: protein binding.
AUGAUAAACAUAAAAAAGGAAAAUAUCGAAGAAGAUAAAAAAUCAACUAUAGACAAAUUAGAUAAUGAUGAAUAUAAUGCAACAUUUUUAGUGGAAAAUGAUAAUAAAGAAAAUGAUAUUGACCAUUUGAAUAAGCAAUUUGAACAAAAUGUAAACGUAUGUCAUGAUAAUUCAAAUACAGAAUCAAAUUUAGAAUCAGACAGUGAUAAUUCAGAAUAUUUUGAAAAGUUAUUAAAGAAUGCCAAAGUAAUUAAUAUAUCAAGCUUUGAUAAAAAUGAAAUAGCUGCAGACAAAAGAGAAAAAGGCCCAAUCAGCAUUCCAACUGAUGAUAAGCAUUUUCUUAUGGCUCUUUCAUUCAUACACAACUUUAUGAUUGAGCAUGAAUUUAUAGAAUCACUUGAAGUAUUUGAAAAGGAAUAUUUAAAAAAAUAUGGCGAAGAUAUUAAUAUACUAAGAAAGGGUAAACGUGAAGAUAUACUUACUCAAAAUGAGCUUUUGAGGAAUGACUUUUGGAAUCAUCAAGAAUUUACAAAGGACAUUCAAAAUUCUCUAGAAGAAGCAAAUAAAAAAAUCCAAAAAACAAUAAAAGAAAGAGACUACUAUUUAAUGCAUCAUAAAAGAGUUAUACAGGAAAAGGAAACCUUGAAUAAAGAAAUCCAAAAGCAAAAAAAAGAAAUUGAAAAGAUUCAGAAUUCGAUAGGGGAAAUAAAGGCCAAAUAUGAAUCUACAUUUAAAGAAAAAAUGCUAGUUACAUUAGAAAAAGAAAAAAGAGACACAAAAAUUGAAGGUUUAAACAAGUAUAUUGAACGGCUUAAAGAUUUAUUAGGAAAUAACACAUCACCCUCAUUGGUUAAUAUUUCCUCUAAUGACGAAAAAGGUAAUAACUUAACUGAAAGUACCAUUUCAAAAGACGAUAAAAAAAUAUCAAAAAAAAAUCCCAAAAGAGAAGAUACUCCAUGGCCCAAUAAUGAAGAUUCCCCUUGUGAACUAAGUGAAAAUGAAUAUGACAAAUAUAAUAUUAAUGUUUCCUCUUUAAGUAUUGAAAAAUCCUUUAAUGCUCAUAACAGUGCGGUAUUAGGUAUUGCUUACAACAAAGAGGUUCAAUUAAUAGCAACAGGAGGUGAUGACGGUAAAUGGAAAACGUGGAGCACAUCAAAUUAUGAAUUAGUGAUGGAAUCACAAGCUCAUAAAAAAUGGAUAGGAGAUAUAUGUUUUAAUAAAAAAGGAAAUAUUUUAUGUACAUGUAGUGGAGAUUCUAAAAUAAAAUUAUGGGAUAUGGUUAAAGAAAAGUGUAUUCAUACUUUUAUGAAUUCAGCUGGCCCUAUAUGGAGUCUAUCAUUUCAUUAUGAAGGGGAUUUUUUUGCAUCCGCAUCCAUGGAUCAAACAAUCAGAAUAUUUGACAUUAAUAGCUUAAGACAAAGACAAAUAUUAAGAGGCCAUGUUGAUAGCAUAAAUUGUGUAAAUUUUCACCCAUUUUACAAAACCCUCACUAGUGCAUCUGUUGAUAAAACAGUAUCAAUAUGGGAUAUGAAAAGUGGGCUAUGUAUAAAUACAUUUUAUGGGCAUAGUUUUCCGUGCAAUUACUCUAAUUUCAGUACAGAUGGGAAAUGGAUAUAUUCUUGUGAUUCUGGAGGAAUCGUUAAGAUUUGGGACGUUCGAGCAAAUAGAUGUCUUAUUAAUAUCGAUGCAGGACCAUCAAGUGCAAAUAAAUGCCCAAUGGAUAAAAAUAAUAAAUAUUUAUUUAUAGCAUCAGAAGAUAAUACGAUAAAAAUAUUUGACGUUGUAGAGAAGAAAUUUGUUAGGACACUAAAACAUGAAUUUCCAAUAAAAAAUAUUCUCGUGGAAAAUAAUAAACUAAUAUAUUCUUUAUCCAAUGGAGACAUUUUCGUAAGAGGACAACAAAAGGAAUAG